Messenger RNA from Lodderomyces parapsilosis, 1383 nucleotides. Its product is annotated as putative serine/threonine protein kinase. The transcript has a single exon. NCBI's taxonomy places the organism in Eukaryota, Fungi, Ascomycota, Pichiomycetes, Serinales, Debaryomycetaceae. The record is from RefSeq and is a predicted model, not a curated record. Gene Ontology annotation, biological process: protein phosphorylation. Gene Ontology annotation, molecular function: ATP binding; protein kinase activity. Bases 1 to 1383 code for a protein of 460 amino acids.
AUGCUGUCUAGGAGAGACAAUAAGCAAAUUCCUUCGCCUCAAUCUCCUUGCAAAUAUGGCGAUUUAAAAAUUAUUGGAAGAGGAAAUUUUGGAGACGUUUAUCGAGCCACUUUAUUAACGGCCAAAAAAAUAGAGUUUGUAGCCAUCAAAGUGAUUAACUUGGAAGAUUCUGGCAGUGACGAUGUAAAGCAAACGGUUAGGGAGAUUCAGUUUUUGAACAAAUUGAGAAAUCAACAUGUGGUAAAGUAUUAUGAAAGUUUCACACAUGAUGCCAAUGUAUUCAUUGUAAUGGAGUAUUGUGGUGGCGGAUCAUGCUCGGACUUGAUAAAGUUUCAGAAAAUGAUUCCUGAAAAUGUUGUUGGAUACGUUAUAAAAAAAGUAUUGACAGGAUUAGCAUAUUUACAUGGAGAGCACAAAGUUCAUCGGGAUAUUAAGUCGGCAAACAUUUUGCUAACUGAGGAUGGUCAAGUCAAGAUUGGGGAUUUUGGAGUCAGCACUGAAAUCACGUUUUCGAAGAAAAAAAGAAAUACAUUUGUUGGAACUCCCUUUUGGAUGGCGCCAGAAGUGAUAACUAGGGGAGGAUCAAAAAGAGGAGGUACCAAAAAGAGUGAAGGAUAUGACUACAAAGCUGAUAUUUGGUCCACUGGAAUUACUGUUAUUGAGUUGGCUACUGGCGCUCCACCGUUGGCAGAACAUGAUCCCAUGAAAGUGUUGUUUGACAUUCCUAAAAAGAAACCACCACAAUUGCGGGGUUAUUACAGCGAUGGAAUUAAAGAAUUUGUAAAACUCUGUGUUACUUCAGACCCCGAGCAAAGACCAAAUUGUCAUGAGUUGUUGCAGCAUAAGUUUAUAACAGAACUACAAGGUAAUAUAAGACAAGAGUUGAUGAGAAUGAUUACCAGGAAGAAUGCCUAUUUCAAUCGCAAAACUUACGCAAAUCCUCGUCAUAAGUUAAAUUGUGACUUGAUUGAGAAUAUUGAUCAUGAUGUUCCCACUGAACUUGAACCUAAACGCGAAAUUGCGUGGGAAUUCACUCGUACAUUACAAAUGCAACUAGAUGUUAUGACACCUGAUUCAUCUAAGGUCAAACAAAUUGAAAGAAUAUUGUCUGAUGAUGCUGAUGUCGAAAGCGUGUAUUCAAAUCUGCGGUCACACAAUGCAAGUUCAGAUUACGCAGCAGCAGCACCAGUUGUGACACCCAAACAACAAGACAAAAGCUUAAUCUUGCUUUAUAGCUUGCGUCAAGUUCUUGCUAGGGGUAAGGAUGAACAAACACAACGAGGUGUUGAGCGACUUAUUGAUGCGAUUAAUCACUUUGAGUUGAAGCAUCCAGGAUUGAGCCACGCCUUGGUGGAAGAAAUCGAGCGAGCUCUUGAAAAAUGA